CUCACAUAUGACACUACAGAUCGAUAUUUGUUCAAAGUACAUGAUUUAUCGCCGAUUCUCCGUAGUUUGCAGCUGUUGACGCGUAAAGUGGGCUCGAACGAGUUGAUUAUAUUUCCUUAUAUAGCGCUUCUUGCCGUAACGUACCGGCGAACGCGCGUGGAAUAAGAAAUACGCAGACAAAUUGGACCCCAGAGCCAACAUGUGACUCCGCGAAUAUUCAGUAGUCCGCGGCGCGGCGCCUUUACGUGGUUCAGAGUGGUCCCGCCCGGCAACAUGGCCGCAGAGACAUCCCCGUAACCAGUCCACGUCCGUGCGUUCGUCUGUCCCUCCUACAGACUCUCUUCUCCCGCGGUCACACCGAGAUGAUUUGGACUUCUAGGCCGGGCUGAAGCAAUGUUGCACCGAUGACGAUCGGCCCAGCCCCGGAGACCUACUCUAUGGGCGCCGGAUGCUCUCGUAGUGCCAGUCUUUCUCUCACCGACGGACGGUCCAGGUACAGCGUACCGACGGAGGCAGUGCAGAUGAACCGGAAGGAUGCGGAAAGCCUUGUGGAGGAUGCAGAGACAGGCGAUUUCCUCUUGUACGAGGAUAUAGACACGAGGAGAAUGUGGCUUGCUGUCAGGACAGAGGAAGGUGCGCGUCACCACAGAAUAUUUGAAAGAAACGGAAUCUACUCCAUCAACAGACAACCGUUCGGCUAUGUCGACUCCAUCGUCAUAUACUUCAGAAAAUAUCCGCUUAUGGACGUCAUCCUCAAAAACCAGGUAGAGAUACCUCCAACAAAAAGGAACAGAAAGAGCCGAGAACUUUCAAUGAGAAUAGAGACAGACCACGGCACUGAGGGAGCCAACGGAAACGGAAAUUGCAUCAUCUUGAACUCGCCCAAACCUCCGAGACACGAGAACCAUCAAAGUGGGAACGCCAUCGAAAACCUUGUUUGACGACCUGUCAACAACAAUGACAACAACGUCAACAACAGUGAGGAGAGAAGGGAAACAACAAAAAUGCAACGACGUCAACAAGAUCAACAAGGGAAUGGAAACAACAACAGAAACGAGAACCAUCUUAGUGGAAACGCGAUAGAAAACCUUGUUUGACGAUCCCGUCGACAACAACAAUGACAACAAC
Branchiostoma belcheri (Belcher's lancelet) is the source of this 1128-nucleotide messenger RNA. RefSeq lists its product as uncharacterized. The record is from RefSeq and is a predicted model, not a curated record. The coding region runs from base 405 to 941 and encodes 178 amino acids. Lineage: Eukaryota; Metazoa; Chordata; Leptocardii; Amphioxiformes; Branchiostomatidae. The transcript has 4 exons.